AUGAUUGUACCUCGCCGGCCACCGCGCCUCACCUUGAUCGUCGUUUUCGUCUUCGUCGCCGUGCUAUUGCUCUACAACCCGUACUGGUUGUCCACGCCUGUCGUUGUUCUGAAGUCGCCGGACUCGCCGCAACACCACGUCCGAUUCCGUCCGAGUUCAUUCAACUGGUCGGCCGUACGCCAAUUCUAUCCCAUCUCUGACGCCAUCACGCCUCUCCCAAAUGGCAGGCCGCUUCGGCUCCCUCGUGUCCAAAACGUCUACGGCGCCGCGAACCCACACCCCGAAGCUACGAAACGCCAGAAGGCCGUCCGAGACGUCUUCAAGAAGAACUAUGAUAGCUAUAAACGCUAUGCGUGGACCCACGACGAGCUCACACCUGCGAGAGAGCUUGGAGAUAUGCUCUACAUGGGCUUUGAUACGCCUAACCGAAUCCCUGGGUUCUGGCUGAAUUUCGAGGACGCCAAGAAAGGUACCCAGCUAGCGGGCUUACACGAUCCGUCGACCUCCCCGUGCUCGUUGUCCCUCGAAUUUACACGCCUUUCACAGCUUACGGGCGACAUGAAAUACUUUGACGCUAUUAACCGAAUCACCCGCUUCCUUGAACGGACUCAAUAUCAAUCAAAGCUCCCCGGAAUGUGGCCCAAGAUGAUCAAUUUCCGGGAGGAGAGAGUUGAUACAGACAACGGGUUCUCGUUAGGUGCACUUGCAGAUUCACUAUAUGAGUAUUUGCCUAAGAUGUAUACCCUUCUUGGCGGGCUAGAUAAGACAUAUGAGAAGAUGUAUGUUGGCGCAAUGGCGAUUGUGGAGCAGCACCUACUGUUUCGGCCCAUGACGGAGGAUGAUGUUGAUAUCCUCUUUGCUGGUGACGCCUAUAUUUAUCCUGAUCGAGUUGAUCACAUCGCCGAAGGUCAACAUCUGUCUUGUUUUGUAGGCGGAAUGCUGGGUCUGGGUGGUAAGCUGUUUGCCAUUGACAACCACAUCGAUCUUGGCGAUCGCGUUGCUCGCGGCUGUGCGUGGGCUUACGAUGCCAUGCCUUCUGGGCUCAUGCCAGAGAUAUUCAAUCUUAUUGCCUGCUCUUCAAUGACAGGAAACUGCCGAUGGGACGAAAAGAGAUGGGAGCAAGAAGGUGACAAGAGGCUGCGAAAAGGAUUUAAGAAUGCGCGCGAUCCCAAGUACAUCCUCCGUCCAGAAGCUAUCGAAAGUGUCUUUCUUCUUUAUAGAAUGACUGGACAGCAAGACUUACAGGAUAUUGCCUGGAACAUGUUUCAAUCAGCCAUCAAAGCGACUCGGACAGAAUUUGCCAACUCUGCUAUUGCUGAUGUUACCGUUCCUUCCGACGAAACCCAGAAAACAGACUCUAUGGAGAGUUUUUGGCUUUCUCAGACGCUCAAGUAUUAUUAUCUGAUUUUUUCUUCACCCGAGCUCAUUAGCUUGGAUGAAUACGUAUUCAACACCGAGGCCCACCCUUUCAGACUCCCGACAUGA
Molecule: messenger RNA, 1485 nt
Organism: Colletotrichum spaethianum
Lineage: Eukaryota; Fungi; Ascomycota; Sordariomycetes; Glomerellales; Glomerellaceae
Product: endoplasmic reticulum mannosyl-oligosaccharide 1,2-alpha-mannosidase
Exons: 3
Coding region: 1-1485 (494 amino acids)
Biological process (GO): N-glycan processing; carbohydrate metabolic process
Cellular component (GO): Golgi membrane; endoplasmic reticulum
Molecular function (GO): mannosyl-oligosaccharide 1,2-alpha-mannosidase activity; calcium ion binding
Source: RefSeq, a predicted model, not a curated record